AUGGUCCUCGUCCAACCAGAAAACCAGCACGUCACCAAGGCCUUUGACCUGACUGGCAAGGUCGCGAUUGUUACUGGCAAGCACUUCGCCAUGAGAACAAGCGAGAUAAAGCGUGUGCUAACAGAGUGCAGGAGGAUCCCGCGGCAUCGGCCUCGAAGUCUCGAGGGGUCUGGCCGAAGCUGGGGCAAAUGUGUCGCAAUAAUUUACAAUACCUCCUCAACAGCCGCCGAAACGGCUUCUCAGAUUGCCUCGGAGAACAAGAUAACCUGCCGCGCAUAUCAGGCAAACGUGACUUCCAAGGACGAGGUCACGAGUACGAUAAACAAGAUCAAAUCAGACUUUGGGCGACUCGACAUCGUCAUCGCGAACUCGGGAAUUGCUUCGUCCGUGCCAGCCGAGGAAUAUACUAUAGAAGAAUGGCGCAAGAUUAUGGAUGUUAACCUCGACGGUGCGUUUUGGACAGCUCAAGCGGCAGCGAAUGUGUUCAAGGAGCAAGGCACCGGGAAAGGGAGCAUUGUGUUCACGGCGAGCGUUAGUGCGAGCCUCGUAAAUGUGCCGCAGAAGCAGGCUGCUUACAACGCCUCCAAAGCGGCCGUGGUCCAACUAGCGAAAUGUCUCUCUGUCGAGUGGGUCGACAUUUGCCGCGUCAACUGCAUCUCGCCCGGUUUCAUCGCGACCGAGAUCCUGGACCAUCAUCCCAAGGAAUGGAGGGAGAAGUGGUACGACAUGAUUCCGGCGAAGAGAAUGGCGCAGGCGUAUGAGCUGAAGGGGGCGUAUGUAUUUGCGGCGUCGGAUGCGUCGAGUUAUAUGACCGGGGCGGACAUAAUCAUAGAUGGCGGAUACGUCUUACCCUAG
Messenger RNA from Aspergillus mulundensis, 855 nucleotides. RefSeq lists its product as uncharacterized. Gene Ontology annotation, cellular component: intracellular anatomical structure. Bases 1 to 855 code for a protein of 284 amino acids. NCBI's taxonomy places the organism in Eukaryota, Fungi, Ascomycota, Eurotiomycetes, Eurotiales, Aspergillaceae. Gene Ontology annotation, molecular function: oxidoreductase activity, acting on NAD(P)H, oxygen as acceptor. The transcript is spliced from 4 exons. The record is from RefSeq and is a predicted model, not a curated record.